Adineta steineri is the source of this 5385-nucleotide messenger RNA. The record is from the annotation of a GenBank genome assembly. Lineage: Eukaryota; Metazoa; Rotifera; Eurotatoria; Adinetida; Adinetidae.
AUGAAAUGUAUAUUUCAAUCAUCAAAUGAUUUACCGAAUACAAAUGAAAUUUCGUUUACAACAACAAAUAAUCAUGAUUUAGCAUCUUGUAUGACAUGGAAAUAUCCGCAAAGAAGAUCAAUACUUAAAUGUCAUAUUCUUCCAUUACCAUUUCAUGAUGAUUUAAAUGGAGUUGUUGUGCCGAAUAGAAUAAAAACGGUGGAAUGUUUAAUGCAAUAUUGGCAUUUUGGUACAAAACAAUUUGUUACUUGGCAAACAGUUGAUUUAUCUGAUGGUCAACCAAUGUUUCUUGAUUUUAGUAAUGAUCUUGGUCAAAAUCCUUAUUCGGAAAUGUGGCGUAUUGUUUUACUUAAUGCUUCAUCUGUUAUUAAUCAAGCAAAUUCUUUAGCUGCAUCAACACGUAUUGAUUCAUUACAAAGUCAACGUUUUGAACCAUCAUUAGAAAUGACAAUUAAAAUAUCAAAUAUUCGUUUACAUUUUAUGAUAGAUCCAACACAGAAAGAAAAUUCUUCUUCAAAUUUUAAAUCAAUUCUUAAUGGAUGUCAACAUGAUGUUGCAACAUUAACUUUAGAUAAUAUAUCAUUUGAUUAUAGUCAACGUCUUGAAACAAGAUUAAUUAGUAUUGAAACAAUUCUAUCACUUGAAACAUUAGAAUAUCGUUUUUUAACAAAACGUUCAUGUAUUGAACCAGCUUUAAUUAAUCUCAAUCUAUUUAUUGAUGCAUCAAAAUCAAGUAUAUUAACACCUUCAUCAGAUAUAUUUGAAUUAAAUAAUGGAAAAUAUAAUCAAUUAUUUCGUUCAGCAAAAUCUUCCGUUGUUAUUCAAUUACAUUUUGAUAUUGAUCAUAUUAAUAUUCGAUUAAGUCAAUCAUUAUGUCAUUUAAUUAAUAUUCUUUAUCAACAAUGGAUUCGAUCAGAUAUGAUCAAAGUUUUAAAAUUACAUAAACUAACACAACGUGCUUUAGCUUUAACUAAAACUGAUGAUUUAUUCUAUUAUACCUAUUAUCUAUUUACAAAUCAUUUAAAUUGUCCUGUUGGUUUGAAACAAUAUAAUACAGCUGAUAAUUUUCUUGUUAUUUCAUCAUCUGAAACAACCGAUUUUGUGUGGUCAAAUUUUCAUCCAAAAGAAAUGUUAAUACAAUUUUCUCUUGAACAUACUUCUGCUGAUCCAUUUCAAUCAUCUCCGAUCGACAUUCAUCAUUCAGAUAAUAAUACGAAACAAAUCGUGCAAUUUGAAAAUAGUCCACAUUUAUUUUAUUUACAUAUUUGUUAUGAUCAACAUCAAAUUCGUCGUCAUAUACAUAUACUUGGAAAAUUAAUAUUUAAAAAUCUUUGUAAUAUUGAUUUAAAUCUUAAAUUAUAUUUAAAUGUUGGUUCAAGACAAAUUGAUUUAUUUCUAUCAAAUAAUCAAACAUAUUUAAGUUGUUUACAAACAAAAGAUGAUAUUGAAUAUAUACAAUGGAAUUCAUCAAAUAAAUAUUCUAUUGAUCAAUUAAAUCAAGAUGGAAUUAUUUCAACAAGUGAACAAUUAUCUUUAUGGGUGCAUUUAUUUGAAUAUGAAAAUUUAACUUGUAUUAUAUUUACACCAAUUGUUAUUUAUCGUUCAUUUUUAACACAAUCAGUUUUAUUAAAUUUAAAUAAAACCAAAUCAUUUGUACUUAAUUCAAAUGGAUACUAUACAUUUUAUUAUGAUUUUAUUUUUGAUAAUUCAAAUAAUACAUAUGAACAUCAUUUACAACAAUUUGAUGCUGAACAAUUAACGGAAUCUAUAUUUCAAUUAAAUAAACAAUCUUAUUUAACAAUAAAUCAAAUAGAAAAUCUACAUACAGAAAAUUUAUCAAUAAUGGAUUUUUUAUUACAAACAAAUAGACCUCAUUCAUCUGAAAUAACAUCAUAUUCUAUUAUUGAUCUUCUUCGACAACAACAUCUAAAAUCAAAACAAACAGAUGAUAAUAUUCCUGUACCAUUAAUUGAACAAACAAAUGAAGCUUUAAAUACAUCAUUGAUACCAACUAUUGGUGCUAAUGGACCAUCUAUGUAUGAACAACAAAUUCCAUAUCAAACAAAGAAAACUAAUAAUUUAAUUAAUCCAACAAAUAUAAUAACAAAUUCAAUUGAUUGUCGUAUUGAACCAAUUCGUCUUUAUUCACAUUUAAAUACAAUUUUAAUUCAAUUAAAACCUUCGACAUUAAUUAAUAAUUUAACUUCAUUUAAUUUUCAUUUAUAUGCAAAUGAUGGUCAUGAUCAUAUAUAUAUUCAUGCGAGUGAAUUAACUUGUCUUUCAAAAUUUGAAUAUAGUCAAAUACAAUUUGUUCUUAUUGAUCCACAUGAUGGUGAACAUAUACAAUGUCAAACAAUUGAUUUACUUUUUCGAAAUAUUACAAUGGCUAAUUCAUCAACUAUGAUUAAUAAUCGUUUAUAUACAAAUGGUUCAAUUGAUUUAUAUUUUAUAAAAUCAUCAAAUAAUGAUUAUUUUAUAUUUCAUGUCAGACAUGAAUAUAUUGAUCAUACACAUAUAUUAACAAUUGAAUCAAAAUAUCGAUUUUUAAAUCAAACAAAUCAAUUAUUAUCAUGUUAUAUUUUACCAAUAUCAAGACAACAAUAUACAAUUGAUUAUCCAUACAAUUCAUUUCGUAUAAAAUCAAAUGAAACUAUACCAUUAUAUCGUUUUCAAGGUAUACCAUCAACAGAUUUAAUGUAUUAUUUAUUAUUUCAUAAUGAAACAAAUGAAAAUCAAUAUAUAUCGAAACCAAUUAAAUUAAUUCCAAUAACAGAUGAAAAUGGAAAUCGACAAUGUUUUUGUUUAUUUCGAAAAGAUGAACAAAUUAAAUCAAAAACAUCAUCUUUUCAAAGUUUAUCAAGUGAAUUAUUUUCUAUAAAUCAAUAUGUAAAGACUCCAACAAGUCAAAUAGAUAUUUCAAUUAAUUCCAAUCCAUCUUGGGCAUUUUUACAAGUUAUCAAUUCUUGUUCAUGUCCAUUAUUAUGUCGAUUAGAAAAUAUUUCAUCUAUGUCACAUAUCAUUCCACCAUUUUCAUCAACAUUUAUUGGAAUUGAUUCACCAGAUUCAACAACAAUAAAUAACACUACUGCUAAUAAUAAUAAUAAUAAUAAUCUACAAAAUUUAAUGAAUGGUUCAAGAUUUUAUUUAGCACAAUUUCUACCAAAUGAUACUCCAAAUCAUAUUUUUCAAUUAAUAACAAAUUAUUUUCAACAAACUACAACGAAAAAUGUUCCAUGGAGUAGACCAAUUAAAAUUGAAUCACAUUUAGAAGAUGUUUUCUUACCAAUACCCGGAUUACAUGAUGUUUUAAUUCGUUCAUUGCCUGCUUCACUCUCAGCUAGCCGAACGUUAAUAAUUGAACCUGUUCAUCGUCAACGUUCAUCAAAAACAACAACAGUAACAAAAUCUAGUAAUCAUGUUAGAACAAAUUCAGCAGCUAAUUCGAAUUAUUCACCAUUACCAGAUGCUACAAUUAUAUCAGAAACAAUGCCACGUCAUUAUCGUUCGACAAUAUUGGAAAAAAGUUCACCAAUAAGUACUCUAAAUGCAACAACUCAAUAUUUAAAAGCUUGGCAACAACGUUAUAAUCAAGGAAAUCAUCGACAAGUUCAAUUAAAUUUUUUAGUUAAUAAAAUAUCUGUUUCAUUAAUGGAUGAAUUAAGUGAUAUAUGUUUAUUUCGUGAAAUUCUUCGUUUAACAAUUGAUAAAGUAAAUUUAUUAUUUUAUCAACGUUUUAUUGAUAUUGAACCGUGUUUACAUCAACAACAAUUUUUUUGUUCAAUUGAUCAAUUACAAAUUGAUAAUCAAUGUUUUAGUUCAAAAACUAAUUAUGAUUUUCCAGUUGUUUUAAUGUCAAAAGAUGAAAAACGUGUUUCAAAAACAAAAACAAAUGUUUAUGAAAAAAAAGAACAAACAGAAUCAAAUACAUCUUUUGGUAAUCAUCAUCGUCAAAAUUCAUCUUCAUCAAUUGAUACAACACUUACAGAAGAUCCAUUACCAGCAUUUGAUUCUUUAUCACACAAUCAUAAAAUAUCUCGAUCAACAUCUGUUAAUAAUAAUAAUGAACCAAAAUUUCUUACCGUACAUUUUCAUCGUAUUAAUGAACGUUUUAUUAAAAUUGAUUUUCAAAUUCAAUCAUUUGAUGUUUAUCUUGAAGAUCAUUAUGUUUAUGCUUUAUUAAAAAUUUUUAGUCAUUUAUUACCACUUGAUUUAAAUUAUCCAAUGUAUAUAAAAGAAAAUAAUCCAAGAAUUGAACUUAUUGAAAAUCAAUUAAUGAGAACACCAUUUGUUUGUGAAUCUUUAUAUAUUGGUCCAAUUGAUAUUGUUAUUAGUGUACAUGCAUCUAUGAAAGUUUAUAUUGGUUGUCAUCAAUUACCAAUGUUUGUUGAUAAAUUUCAAAAAAAUUAUAUCUAUUCAACAAAUAAACAAUUAUUAACAUUGAUAACUAGACAUUAUUUGGUUUCUUUAUUAACACGAUCACCACUUCUCUUAGGAUCAUUUGAUUUAUUAGGUAAUCCAUCGGUAUUCAUUCGUAAUAUAACAGAUGGUAUUUACGAUCUAUUUCAUUUACCUUAUGUUGGCAUGAGUCGUGGUCCAAGUGGAUUUAUGAUUGGUAUAUCUGAAGGUGCUACAAGUUUACUUAAACAUUUUUCACUUGGUACAUUGACAUCAUUAACAACAUUUGCUAAUAGUGUUGCAAGAAAUAUGGAUAGAUUAUCUAUGGAUUCUGAACAUACAACACGUACUGAAGAAACAUGUCGACAUAUACCAACUGGCAUGACAAGUGGACUUUUACAAGGUCUUGAAUUAUUUAGUUUAAGUUUAUUAGGUGCUAUAGCUGGUUUAGCUGAACAACCUUUAGCUUCCUUUCGUAAUCGAGAUGAUUCUCAAGCAGCAACAACAACUGUUUUAUCCGGUGUUGGUAAAGGUCUUGUUGGUAUUGUUGCUAAACCAGUUGGUGGUGUUGCCCAACUUAUUUCUCAAACAGGUCAAGGUAUUCUUUAUGGUACAGGUUUAAUGAAUAUUCCACAUAGACGACAUAGACAAUUAGAACAAGAUGCACGAAUAAAUACAAAUAUAAGUUAUCUUAAACUUUCACAUAAAUGUCAAAUAGGAAAUAAUCAAGAUGAAAUUCUUGAUAUAUUAGAUUAUGUUCUUGAACAUCAUAAUAUUGAACAUGGUAUAUUAAUCUUAACUAAAAAUGGACAUUUAAUUGAUUAUCAUAAAGAUGAUGAAAAUCCACAUAAAGAUUAUUUAUUAAGUGAUACUGAAUUAAGUGAAUCACCUGAUUCAUCUGGUUUAUUAAUAUUUAAUGAUCUAUCAUUUUAUGUUGAUUCACGUCUUCGUCAUCAAUUUCUUGCUCUAUGUCGUCUUAUUCGUCAAUAA